AUGAAGCGCUCGGUGACCGCUUGGCUCUUGAUCGGGCUUAGCCUCGGUGUCCCCCAGUUCUGCAAAGGUGAUAUUUGUGAUCCCAAUCCAUGUAAAAAUGGAGGUGUUUGUUUGUCAGGAUUGUCUGACAAUUCCUUUUCCUGUGAGUGUCCAGAUGGCUUCACAGAUCCCAACUGUACUAGUGUUGUGGAGGUUGCAUCAGAUGAAGAAGAGCCAACUUCAGCAGGUCCCUGCAUUCCUAAUCCAUGCCAUAAUGGAGGAACCUGUGAAAUAAGUGAAGCGUACAGAGGGGACACAUUCAUAGGUUACAUCUGUAAAUGUCCUCGAGGAUUUAAUGGGAUUCACUGUCAGCACAACAUAAAUGAAUGUGAAGCUGAGCCUUGCAAAAAUGGUGGAAUAUGUACAGAUCUUGUUGCUAACUAUUCCUGUGAGUGCCCAGGUGAAUUCAUGGGAAGAAAUUGUCAGUACAAAUGCUCAGGCCCAUUGGGAAUGGAAGGUGGAAUCAUAUCAAAUCAGCAAAUCACAGCUUCCUCUACCCACCGAGCUCUUUUUGGACUCCAGAAGUGGUAUCCCUACUAUGCACGUCUCAAUAAGAAGGGGCUUAUAAAUGCAUGGACAGCUGCAGAAAAUGACAGAUGGCCAUGGAUUCAGAUAAAUUUACAAAGAAAAAUGAGAGUCACUGGUGUGAUUACUCAAGGAGCUAAAAGGAUUGGAAGUCCAGAAUAUAUAAAAUCUUACAAAAUUGCCUAUAGCAACGAUGGAAAAACUUGGACAAUGUACAAAGUAAAAGGCGCCAAUGAAGACAUGGUGUUUCGUGGAAAUGUUGAUAACAACACACCCUAUGCUAACUCUUUCACACCCCCGAUAAAAGCUCAGUAUGUAAGACUCUAUCCGCAAGUUUGUCGAAGACACUGCACUUUGAGAAUGGAACUUCUUGGAUGUGAACUAUCAGGCUGUUCGGAGCCUCUGGGGAUGAAAUCAGGACAUAUACAAGACUAUCAGAUCACUGCAUCAAGCAUCUUCAGGACUCUGAACAUGGACAUGUUCACUUGGGAACCAAGGAAAGCUCGGCUGGACAAACAGGGCAAAGUGAAUGCCUGGACCUCUGGCCACAAUGACCAGUCACAAUGGUUACAGGUGGACCUUCUGGUCCCUACCAAAGUAACUGGCAUCAUUACACAAGGAGCUAAAGAUUUUGGUCACGUACAGUUCGUAGGCUCCUACAAACUAGCUUACAGCAAUGAUGGAGAACACUGGACUGUAUACCAGGAUGAAAAGCAAAAAAAAGAUAAGGUUUUCCAGGGCAAUUUUGACAAUGAUACCCACAGGAAAAACGUCAUCGACCCUCCCAUCUAUGCACGGCACAUCAGAAUCCUCCCCUGGUCCUGGUAUGGGAGGAUCACGCUGCGCUCGGAGCUGCUGGGUUGUACAGAGGAAGAGUAA
Callorhinus ursinus (northern fur seal) is the source of this 1443-nucleotide messenger RNA. It is a transcript of the gene EDIL3, whose product is annotated as EGF like repeats and discoidin domains 3. Gene Ontology annotation, cellular component: plasma membrane. The record is from RefSeq and is a predicted model, not a curated record. NCBI's taxonomy places the organism in Eukaryota, Metazoa, Chordata, Mammalia, Carnivora, Otariidae. Gene Ontology annotation, molecular function: signaling receptor activity; calcium ion binding.